GCGCUACAAGCAAAAUGCUAACCUAUUGCACAUGUUUUACCCAUCUACCGAAAGCAAACCCGAAAUAAAAGAACCUUUAAAAUCAACAGGAAGUGGCCCGGUAACAGGGGAAAGGGAAACCUUUAAAAGAAAUCCCAAUGCACACGUUUGAUAUUCCGGAAUUUUACAGGAGCUCCAAGAAAAUAACAAACCUCUAUUCCGCAUGCGCGAAAACGGAGGCCGGCACGCGGGGAUUCCACUUCUAUCCGGUUGCGGAGAUCGGGAGCCAUUUUGGGAAAAGUAACUGCGCCUGCGUAACAUGCGCCGGAAGCCGGUGGCCCGUGGAUAAGACUCUGGGCAGCCCCGCGUGUGGCCCUUUUCCGUGUGAGCCAGCGGAGGGGAGCGACUAGCCUCCAUAAUGACGGACUGGGAGACAGCCCCUGCUGUGGCGGAGACCCCUGACAUCAAGCUGUUUGGGAAAUGGAGCACUGAUGAUGUGCAGAUCAGUGACAUCUCCUUGCAGGAUUACAUUGCCGUGAAAGAGAAGUAUGCUAAGUACUUGCCUCACAGCGCCGGCCGCUAUGCUGCAAAGCGCUUCCGUAAAGCUCAGUGCCCCAUCGUGGAGCGCCUCACCAACUCCAUGAUGAUGCAUGGACGCAACAAUGGCAAGAAGCUCAUGACUGUCCGCAUCAUCAAGCAUGCCUUCGAAAUCAUCCAUCUGCUCACAGGAGAGAACCCCCUGCAAGUCCUGGUGAAUGCCAUCAUCAACAGUGGCCCUCGUGAAGAUUCUACCCGCAUUGGUCGUGCUGGUACAGUGAGGAGGCAAGCUGUCGAUGUCUCACCUCUGCGCCGUGUAAACCAGGCCAUCUGGCUACUCUGCACUGGGGCACGUGAAGCUGCAUUCCGCAACAUCAAGACUAUAGCUGAGUGCCUGGCUGAUGAACUGAUCAAUGCAGCCAAGGGUUCCUCCAAUUCCUAUGCCAUCAAGAAGAAGGAUGAGUUGGAGCGUGUAGCCAAGUCCAACCGUUAGAACUGUUGCUGGAGGUCCAAAGAAAAUAAAUUCAUUUUCAUACUGUU
This is a messenger RNA of Heteronotia binoei (common prickly gecko), 1056 nucleotides long. It is a transcript of the gene RPS5, whose product is annotated as ribosomal protein S5. Lineage: Eukaryota; Metazoa; Chordata; Lepidosauria; Squamata; Gekkonidae. Gene Ontology annotation, cellular component: ribosome; cytosolic small ribosomal subunit. Bases 398 to 1009 code for a protein of 203 amino acids. The record is from RefSeq and is a predicted model, not a curated record. Gene Ontology annotation, biological process: ribosomal small subunit assembly; translation. The transcript has 6 exons. Gene Ontology annotation, molecular function: mRNA binding; rRNA binding; structural constituent of ribosome.